AUGAAAAUUAUAGUAUUGCAUGGGACUACUUUAAGACUGAAGAGACAGAAAAAGUCCAAGCAUCGAAUUGAUAAAGAUCAUCCUGAUGGAAUAAACACAGAUGGUCCAAUUGUUAAGGCUAUGCACAUUAUUACCAAAUGUCAACAAGAAAAACUAGCACAAAAGCAAAUAAGUGAUCAUAGUCAAUUUAUUGCUGAUGAGGAAGAUUCUUUUGAAUCAGAUAUAGAGUAUGAAUUUGAAGCACCAAAACCACCUAUUACUAGUAUGGAAUUGCAUAAUCUAGUCAAAGCUGCGAGUUACUUUUCUCUUCAAAAGUAUUGGAACGUUUUUAAUGAAAUUGGGCUUAUCGCGUUAUUUUUAAAUCUACGAAUAAAGAAUUUAAAGUUUAUUGACGAUGUAAAUAUAAGAAUAACUACAAUCAGCACAGUGCGAAGGCUUUGUUCAGAGGAAGAAUAUCACCAGCCUUUGAUUGAAGAAAUUUCAAGAGAUGAUAGUUUUGCCGAGUCUUCUAGUUUAAUUUCUAAUGACUUAAUGGCAGAUUUGUAUAGUAAUGAAGAAUUAGAUAGUGUAAGCGAAGAGAGUGAG
Messenger RNA from Dentiscutata erythropus, 585 nucleotides. The record is from the annotation of a GenBank genome assembly. NCBI's taxonomy places the organism in Eukaryota, Fungi, Glomeromycota, Glomeromycetes, Diversisporales, Gigasporaceae.